Rhopilema esculentum is the source of this 2171-nucleotide messenger RNA. RefSeq names its product protein NDRG1. The record is from RefSeq and is a predicted model, not a curated record. Lineage: Eukaryota; Metazoa; Cnidaria; Scyphozoa; Rhizostomeae; Rhizostomatidae.
CUUCUUACGGCCCUGGAAGCAAACGAGCAUUUCAGGUUGGCCUGUAGUUCGAAGACCUUGGGUCAUCUUCAUUGAUAAAGCUCUGCCCGAAAAGUUACUGAGAUGGACCCUUUUCGUUAACUGGGCGGCAAAAUUGAUCUGUCGUUUGUUCUGGAGUCUCAAGUUACAAAGAGGGUUUUGACUGCGACAAGUACUCCACUCAGGACCGUUAAGGAGGCUCAUAGAUAUUUGUGUUUCCCGUCGCGUAAGGAUGUUGGCACCGUGCAUGGAGAGAUUCGCAAUCACAAAGUCUUUUGGCAUUGGCAUUGCAAACUUUGGAUUUGGAGUAACCGAAGACGGAGUUGAUGAUGAUCCUUUCUAUGAAGAUCAAAUUGUACAGGAGCUUGAGCUUUACACUCAGGUGGAGACUGUCGGUGACUUUACAGUUACCAUUCAGGAGAAAUCUCCUGACAGAAAGAAAGUUGCUUCCUUGAUUACAUUCCAUGACAUUGGUUUGAAUCACAGCAGCUUCAAAGAAUUUUUCCAUCAUGAGGAUAAUUUACAACUGUGGGAUAAAUUCAAAAUAUAUCAUAUUGAUGCACCGGGACAACAACAUGGGGCUGAGAAGUUUUCACCACAAUACCAGUUUCCUAGUUUGCCGAAUAUUGCAAAAAUGCUUGUUACAGUUCUUGAGCAUUACAACCUGAGAAACGAUGUUAUUGGUUUUGGAGUUGGGGCUGGAGCAAAUGUAUUGCUUUAUCUGGCUAUGGAGAAGCCAGAGUGGAUCACUGGACUUAUAUUAGUUGACCCUGCGGGAAAAAGCGCGGGAUUUAGAGAAUGGGGAGAAGAAAAGCUUGCCUCUUGGCAUUUGGAGACGAAGGGAUUUACAAGUGCUUCAGAGAAGUUCUUGAUUUGGCAUCAUUUUGGCAAUAAAGCCAAAAAGGUGAAUAUGGAAAAGGUGGAUCAAUACAUUAAGGAGGUGGCAAAUAGUCAAAAUCCGCACAAUAUGGCUCAGUUUGUGAGAGCAUACAUGAGCCGCCAGGAAAUGUAUACAGAUGUGUCUAAGAAGAUAAGCUGCAGUGUCUUAAUUUUGACGAGUGAGCAUUCACCAUACAAAGAAGAAGCGAAUCGCCUGUUUUCUGUGCUCCCAAAACAGAAGGCAAACAUCAUGGAAGCCUUGGAUUCAGUGAAUGUGUUCUUUGAAGAUCCAAGCAAAUGCGGUGAAGGAAUGCUCUUGCUGAUGCAGGGAUGCCAUCUUGUUCCUACACUGCGUACGCGAACAGCCUCAAAAAGCGGCCCAGUAAGAGCUCCAUCGAUGAGCGAAGACUACUAGUCUGCCAGUUGAAAUGAGGUAUGAAGCUGCCUUGGAGAAUGUGUGAGGACAUGAUCAAUGAGUGAACGACUAAAGAGAUUGCCAAGAACUUCUGUUCUCUGAAAUUUUAUCCAAGAAUUUUACCCGUUCUUAAUUUAUCUUGUUUGCUGCAUUCCAACUUAAAACCUUUAUUAUGCAUUUAUUGUUUAUGCAUUUGUUUUUAUCAAAUUAUUCCUGUUCUGUUUUAUAUGAUACCGGCAAAGUAUCUUAAAAGUUCCAAUUUCUACGGCACUAUUAGCAGAUUUUCUAAACCCGAGUUGAGAUCAACUGACUAGUAAAAUAACUUUCAUUUUUGGCAAUUAUAAGCACUAAAUCUUUUACCGUUUUCUCUUUUUUAAUUCUAUCUGUACAGUUUUGCCUCCUAAAAAAAUGCUAAAACGACCCGUUUUAUCCCUUGUACAUAAGUAAUUGCAACUCCUUAUCAUCGUUGUGUAGAAUUUAUCAAAAUAUGAAGGGAAUAAUCGAAAGCGGUUCGACACCCAGCCAAAGUAGAUUCAUAACACUCAGUGUAACUAUUGCCCGGCCUGAAAACGCAUUUGAAAUUCUUUUGCCUACAGUUCAUAAUUUUAAUUCGAACUGGAUUUUAAGAUACCAGUAAUAUAUAACGCAUUGUUGUCAAACCAUUCAGUUUUUGUUUUUCACCUUAAUUGAAUUUCAAAGUGUAUACGAUAAGAUUUAAAUCAAGUUGUAACAUUGAUUUGUUUCGAUAAUUUUUAUGACUAUUUCAUCGUGUGAAAGAGCGUUAAAUAUUAAGAUUUUAAGUGUGAAUUAGAAUCAAUUGUUUUACUUGAAACGCAAGAAAAAAUAGAAUUUCACAGAA